CUCUGAUCCCCUUUUUCCUUCAUCGAAUUAGGGUUUCGCUGUUUGUUUGUUGGAUCGAAUUCUUGCUGUAUGCCAUUUAUUUAGUUUAUUAAUCCUAUGAGGUAUCGAAUGAGAACUCUUCGGAAAAAUUAGGGCAAAGCGUCCACAUACAUCCACCAGAUCAAUUUUGUUUCGAUUCGUCUGAUUUUGUUUAUUUUGCUCGGAUUGAAGGUGAGAACGAUUGGUACAGUCACCCGCGGACCUAAACCCUUCUCUACCGCCGGCCAAAAGUAAGAUGUAUUUCACUUCUCUUCUCCGAACUAGAUCUCGUUUUGAUGUUUCCUUUUCCAAUUCGAAUUUCCGUAUAUUAAUCUUCGUUUAAUGAUUUUGUUUGUUUUCCUUGUACCGGAGAAGGUGGGAACGAACAAUGGGAUCACCUUCGAACGCUUAUCCUGAUAUUACCAACGGUUAUCCUUCUGAUGGCGACGAAGAGUUGCCUAGGUUUCCAAAGGGAACCACCGCCAUGGGUUGUAUUUUCAACUCCGUAGGGAUACUGGUAGCUGUUGAUCAUUCACUCUUGUCCUCGUCACCUCGCUUGGCAGGCUCAGCUGUUGAUCAUUCACUCUUGUCCUCGCCACCUCGCUCGGCAGGCUCGUUGUCUCGCUCGGCAGGCUCGUCGUCUCGCACAUCAAGCUCAUCAUCUCGCAAAUUAGGCUUGCUAUCUCGCAAAUCAGGCUGGUCAUCUCGCAAGUCAGCUCCUGCACAUCCAGAAAACGUUACCGUCUCGUCAUCUCGCAAGUCAGCUCCUGCAUAUCCAGAAAAUGUUAUCGUACUCGAUUCCAAUGUGCUUGUUGCUUUUUCUGGAGGGAGCACCCAGUCGAAGCAAUUCUUGCUCAGUCUGCCGACUUUGGAGCGCAAGCAUGGGGAAAAAGUUUCUGCUACAAAAGCAGCGAAGUGGCUGACUGACUUCCUGCUUCGUAAACCUGACAGUAAUGACAGUUUGUCACUAGGAAUACUAAUCGCCGGGUGGGACAACGAAUCGGGACCUGCCCUGUAUACAGUGAACGGUAAGGGAGAACUGGUUAAUGAUAAUCUGGUUGGAAUCGGAUCCGGUUUUGGUGGUAUUUCUGUACUUGUUCAUAGGCUUAACACAAUGUCCAAGGCUGAAGCUACAGAGGAGGCCAAAGCCGCACUUUGUCUUGGUGUGUAUUAUGCGCCUGAGAGGGGUGAAUAUUUCAGUAGUAAGUUUUUUGAUCCCCUGGCUAUAAUUUAUAUUCGAGUAAAAUGUUGAAAUGGUCCCUUACAUUUGCCCUUACUUGAAUUUACGUCCCUUACAUUAACAUUUCAAUAUCGUAGUUCCAAACAUUAUCUGUUCACACUUUUUUGGUCCCAUUUUACUGUUUCGACCACAUUUCCGUCCAACUCGAUGUUGAUCGGCCGUUGACUUGCCGGAGUCAGGGGUAUUUUCAUCUUUUCACGUAAUUUGACCUUCCAUCAAAUUAAAAUCAUUAAAAAAAUUAAAAAAUUCAUAUUUUAAAUUAUUUAAACAGUAUUUAUUAAUUUAUAAUAUUAUUAUAAUGUUUUAAAAUUUAUAUUUUUUAAAAACCAGUUUUUUCAUUUACCAUUUAUCAAAAGGACUACUUAAGAAAGCGUGGUAACCUAAGCAUGUUGCUAUAUCCAUAGAAAAUGACGAGAGUCAAGAACUAAAUUCAAUAUCCUAUUUAGUAUAAAAUCCAAAAGGACUACUUUAGAAAGUAGUGGUAACUUAAGCUUGUUGUCAUAUCUAUAAAAAAAUGACAACAUUAAACCCAAAAUAGCUAAAUAUCCUGUUUAGCAUCAAAUCCAAAAGGAUUACAUCAGAAAGCCUUCUUCUCUUCACAUACUCUUGUUUACCUGAAAGAAAUGAAACAAAUUCAAUACCGUUAAGUAAAACUUGACAAAUGCCAAAUAAAUUACUAUGCUCAAUGAAAUCAAUGCAAGCUUCAUUAUAACAUCCAUGGUAAACAAUGAAAGGAUAACUAAGGGUCUAAUGUGAAUGAUGCACAAAAUUAAAUAAAACAAAACAUUUACAAAGAAAAAAUACCAAUCAUAAUCUCUACGCAUCAAUGCCCAGGUCAAAAUUAGAUUCAGUCAUCAUUGCUACCAUAGGAAAAUGGAAAGGGAAUAAACCACAAAGGAAUGUUGUUCAAUAUAUUAGUAGAGCAAAAAAGGCAGGUGAACAGAGAGAAUACUAAAUCUAUAUUUCAAUUUGUCUUUUUGACAUUCCAUCUGAAUGAACAGUAUGAAAUCAACAAGGUUUACAAAGAAAUAAUGUUAGUCUUUCGUAAAUAAACAAAUUCUAACAUAAGCUAAACUUAAUAUAUGUAAAUAAUAACACAACCUUUUGCAAUACCACCAGUGCGGCGGUCAAAUCGAGAUGCAGUGCAAAUACCGCGCAAGAUAGCAUUACACGCAUAAUUGAUCACACACCCCCGUGUAUCUUCCCCACCAUUGCGCCGCAAACGGGUACCAUUCAAAGUUGGAUCCAUGCCCAUCCUAAAGAAAACACACACUUAGUUAAGAACACAAACGCAUGCAUUUUACAAAGUAAUUUUUAUCCAAAAAAAAAAACUGGAAAACAAACCUUCUCGCAAUAGUAUGUCUGGCAAAAAAGCCGCCAGAACCAAUUGCAAAAGAGGUAAGUUGUUAAUCGGCUACUCCAUGUUCGUUGAUAUAAUAAAGGUGAGCAUCACCCUGCAAAAGGUUCAUAAGAAUAAUCAUGUGAGAACCUCAAAGAAAACCUAAAAACCAGAUUAUAUAAUGACAACAUACUUGAAUGUUGUUACUGAUUGAGACUAUAAAAAAUUGAUUUUUAGGGGGAAUCAAAACCUACAAAACAGAACAAAGUAGAACAUUAACAGAGAUUAGUGAAAUCUAGACAAGCUUUAAGUAGUUGCACAUCAGUACCAUAAAAACCAUAACACCCUAAGAUUAUUAUUGACAGAUAUGAUGGAAAAAAAAUAUCUUACCAUAGGAUCAAAUCCAGCCAAUAAAGAGACAACAUCCUUUUCAGCCUGAUUUUGUCGCAGAUAAUCCAAUAUCAGAUCCAAGGAGUUGUUUAAGCCAUUUGCUACAAUAUCAUCGGCCAGUCGUU
Messenger RNA from Oldenlandia corymbosa var. corymbosa, 3112 nucleotides. The record is from the annotation of a GenBank genome assembly. NCBI's taxonomy places the organism in Eukaryota, Viridiplantae, Streptophyta, Magnoliopsida, Gentianales, Rubiaceae.